Anguilla anguilla (European eel) is the source of this 3068-nucleotide messenger RNA. RefSeq names its product myosin binding protein Ha (gene mybpha). Bases 241 to 2616 code for a protein of 791 amino acids. Gene Ontology annotation, molecular function: protein binding. The record is from RefSeq and is a predicted model, not a curated record. Lineage: Eukaryota; Metazoa; Chordata; Actinopteri; Anguilliformes; Anguillidae. The transcript is spliced from 22 exons.
AAUCAGAGUGGUAAGUGACAGUUAUGUUUCUGUUGAGUUGCCACCAUGUAGACUGAGCUUGUAAUUGGUCGGGUACCUUUAGAGAAGCAAGAGGAUGACCCAGCUCGUGCAAUACGCUAUAUAAAGCUGUCAAGGGGAGGAGUCCCCGGGCUUCAAAGUCACCGCUGUACAUAUAUUUGUCGGCCCCUCUUGGGACGUUUGAUUCAAAGGAUUGGCUGUCCCUCGGGGUCCUCGCUCACCAUGCCAACCAAACCAGCUCUCAUCAAGAAAGCCCCGUCCAAGAAGGUAGCGCCUAAGAAAGCUGCUCCUGCCCCCGUUCCGGAGCCCACGCCAGCUCCCGCCGAGCCGGCUCCGGCUGAUCCAGCCCCAGCCCCAGCAGAGGCGGCACCUGCCGAAGCUGCCCCCGCUGCUCCCGAGGCUGCCCCGGCUCCCGAAGCGGCACCUCCAGCCGAAGGGGAAGCCGCUCCCGCCCCCCCUGCUGAAGCCGCUGCUGCUGCUCCUGUAGAGGAACCUGCUGCACCUGCGCAGACAGAAGCCGCCGCUGACGAAGAACCCGCUGCCGCUGCUGCUGCCGCUGACGCUGCACCCGCCGAAGACAAGCCAGCUGAGGCCGUCCCCGUCCCUACCCCAGAAGAAGCUGCUGCUCCCGCUGUACCGGACGCUGAAAAACCAGCUGAUGCCACACCAGCCCCUGCUGUAGAACCUGUUGCUGUAGCUGCUCCAGACGCUAAGAAACCAGCCGAUGUCGCCGCUGCCACUGAAGAACCCGUUGCCCCCACUGCUCCGGAGGCUGAAAAACCAGCCGCCGCCGCCACCACCACUGAAGACCCUGCGGCUGCUGCCCCUGCGCCGGAUGCUCCGCCACCAGCAGAUGCCGCCACCGCCAUUCCUGCCGCGGAGGAAACUGCUGCUCCUGCUGCUGCGCCAGAAACUGAGACACCUGCGCCGGACGCUGAAACACCUGCGCAUGCCACCGCCGCCGCCGCUGCCCCUGUCGCUGAAGAGGUCACUGCUCCCGCUGCCCCCGAAGCUCCUGCUGACGCUGCCGCCGCUGCUCCUGCUGCCGAAGACGCCGCAGCCCCAGCUGCCCCUGAAGCGUUGGCAGAGGCGCCCGCUGCCGACGCUCCCCCUGCUGAAGCACCAGCUGCCGAUGCAGCUCCCGCGGAAGCACCAGCUGCCGACGCACCUCUCGCAGAAGCACCAGCUGCCGAUGCACCUCCCGCAGAAGCACCAGCUGCCGAUGCAGCUCCCGCGGAAGCACCAGCUGCCGAUGCACCUCCCGCGGAAGCACCAGCUGCCGAUGCACCUCCCGCGGAAGCACCUCCUGCAGAGGAGCCCAAGCCUCCUACACCCCCUCCCCCAGCAGUUCCCACCAGUGAACCUGUGAACCUGACUAUUGAAGAUGUUAAUGAUAGCUCAGUUACAAUCAAGUGGAGGCCACCAGAGACCAUUGGUGAUUCCGGUCUGGAUGGGUACACUGUGGAGUAUUGCAAAGACCAAACAACCGAUUGGGUGGUGGUGAACGAGAAGCUGACGGAGGCCAAUCGCAUGGUCAUCGGCGACCUGACGAAGGGGGACGUCCUGCACAUCCGUGUGGUGGCUGUCAACGCUGGGGGCCCGAGCCCCCCCGCUGCGCUGGCUGAGCCCGUCAAAGUCACAGAGAUUGUGGAGCGUCCCAAAAUCCGCGUGCCGCGCUCCCUGAGGGCGAGACUCGUCAAGCAGGCCGGCGAGCAGGUCAACCUUGUCAUCCCCUUCAACGGCAAGCCAAAGCCUCUGGUGUCUUGGACGAAGGAUGGCGAGCCGUUGGACGCCAAGAAGGCCAGCGUGCGCACCGGCGACAGUGACAGCAUCCUGUUCAUCCGGAAGGCGGAGAGGGACCACUCCGGCAAGUACGAGUUGUCCGUCAAGGUGGAGAGCUUUGAGGACAAGGCCUCCAUCGUCAUCCAGGUCGUAGACCUGCCCGGCCCCCCCACCAGCAUGAAGCUUGUGGACAGUUGGGGUUUCAAUGCGGCCCUGGAGUGGACCCCACCCAAGGACACUGGCAACACGGAAAUCACUGGCUAUACCAUCCAGAAGUCCGACAAAAAGACUGGGGAGUGGUUCACCGUCCUGGAGCACUACCACCAGCUCAACGCCACCAUCUCCGACCUCAUCAUGGGGAACUCGUACAGCUUCCGCGUCUUCGCCGAGAACAAGUGCGGCCGGGGCGAGGAGGCGGCCGCCACCAAGACGCUGGCCACCGUCCAGAAGAUCGGUAUGGUCUACAUACCGCCGGAGUACCAGGAGCACGACUUCAGCGAGGCCCCCAAGUUCACGGCGCCCCUGAGCGACAGGGCGGCGACGGUGGGCUACACCACCAGGCUGCUGUGUGCCGUGCGCGGUUCUCCCAAGCCCAAGAUCGAAUGGCUGAAGAACCAGAUGGUCAUUGGUGACGACCCCAAGUUCCGGCAGAUCAGCAACCAGGGCGUCUGCUCGCUGGAGAUCCGCAAGCCGUGCAGCUUCGACGGCGGCAUCUACUCCUGCCGGGCGCGCAACGCCCACGGGGAGGCCACCGUGGCCUGCAAGCUGGAGGUCAAACAGGUCAUCCUUGCUGAGGCUGACAAGGACAAAAAAUAAACCCUCAUGCUGUAACAUGCACACAGAUGCAAAUUAGGACCAGCAGGAGCCAGACCCACAACAGAAGUUAACGAUGUAGGAUCUUCCAGGACGUUUAUGGAGGUGAUCGAAGGGAGAACAGAAAUGUGUAAAUAUAAAGGAAGAAAAAAGAAUGUUUAUUGAGUUCACCUGGAGUACAGGUACUUUGUGAGUUCAGAAAGCCAGAUCCUUGACACUGACCUUUUUGCUCAGAAAAAUAAUAAUACACUUCUUAGAAAAUUACACGACUAAACACUAUGUAGAGACGGAACCAGGUAUUCGCAGGUAUUUAUUCCUGGCUGUGUCCUCUAUUCUGGUUGCAUAAGUAGUUGUACCCAAUAAAUGAGUAAGUCACAUGAACACUGUAUCAAAAUGGACACUGUAUUAAAAUGCACGGAUGUUUAUUAAAAUUCAUAUUUUCAUUCUACACUCGU